Castor canadensis (American beaver) is the source of this 3406-nucleotide messenger RNA. The record is from RefSeq and is a predicted model, not a curated record. NCBI's taxonomy places the organism in Eukaryota, Metazoa, Chordata, Mammalia, Rodentia, Castoridae.
CGGUGCGACGGCACCUGAGCAGCGGCGGUGGCGGCGGCGGCGGCGGCGCUUCGGAGCGGGCGACCGGGGCUGUGGUGCCGGCGCCGCCGCGUCUUCCCGGUGUCCUUCCCGGCCGCGCAGGGUUUUAUAGGUUCGCAUUAACAGAAGCACCAUGGAGUUCUAUGAAUCAACAUAUUUUAUAGCCCUUAUUCCUUCAGUAGUUAUUACAGUAAUUUUCCUCUUCUUCUGGCUUUUUAUGAAAGAAACAUUAUAUGAUGAAGUUCUUGCAAAACAGAAAAGAGAACAAAAGCUUAUUCCCACAAAAACUGAUAAAAAGAAGGCAGAAAAGAAGAAGAACAAAAAGAAAGAAAUUCAGAAUGGGAGUCUGCAUGAAUCUGAUUCUGAGAGUGUACCUCGAGAUUUUAAAUUAUCUGAUGCUUUGGCUAUAGAAGAUGAGCAAGUCGUACCUGUUCCAUCGAAUGUGCUUGAGACUCCAAGUAAUGUUAGGGAAAGGAAGAAGAAGAAACAGAAACCUUUACUUGAAGAGCAGGUCAUCAAAGAAACUGAUGCAUCAAAGAUUCUUAGCAAAAAAAUAGAACCUGUCCCAAUUACAAAACAGCCUACCCCGCCCUCUGAAGCGGCUGCCUCAAAGAAGAAACCUGGGCAGAAGAAGUCUAAAAAUGGAAGCGAUGACCAAGAGAAAAAGGUGGAAACACUCAUGGCACCUUCAAAAAAGCAAGAAGUGAUACCCUUCCAUCAAGAGACGAAACAAGAAGGUGGAUCAGGAAAGAAGAAAGUUUUAUCAAAGAAGCAGAAGACAGAAAAUGUCUUGGUAGCUGAACCCCUUAUUCAUGCAGCUACUUACAUUCCUUUGAUGGAUAAUGCUAACUCAAAUCUUGUGGUGGAUAAGAGAGAAGUUAUUGAUCUGAUUAAACCUGACCAAGUAGAAGUGAUCCAGAAAUCUGGGACUAAAAAACUGAAGAUUGAAACUGACAAAGAAAAUGCUGAAGUGAAAUUUAAAGAUUUUCUUCUGUCCUUGAAAACUAUGAUGUUUUCUGAAGAUGAGGCUCUUUGUGUUGUAGACCUGCUGAAGGAGAAGUCUGGAGUGAUAAAAGAUGCUUUAAAAAAGUCAAGUAAGGGAGAAUUGACUGCGCUUCUGCAUCAGCUUCAGGAAAAGGACAAAUUGCUUGCUGCUGUGAAGGAAGAUGCUGCUGCUACAAAGGAUCGGUGUAAGCAGUUAACCCAGGAAAUGAUGACCGAGAAAGAAAGAAGUAAUGUGGUUAUGGCAAGGAUGAAAGAUAGGAUCGGAACAUUAGAAAAGGAACAUAAUGUAUUUCAAAACAAAAUGCAUGUCAGUUAUCAAGAGACUCAACAGAUGCAGAUGAAGUUUCAGCAAGUUCGGGAGCAGAUGGAAGCAGAGAUAGCUCACUUGAAGCAAGAAAAUGGUAUUCUAAGAGAUGCUGUCAGCAGCACUACAAACCAACUGGAAAGCAAGCAGUCUGCAGAACUAAAUAAACUGCGCCAGGAUUAUGCUAGGUUGGUGAAUGAGUUGACUGAGAAAACAGGAAAGCUACAGCAAGAGGAAGUCCAAAAGAAGAAUGCAGAACAAGCAGUUACCCAGUUAAAGGUUCAGCUACAAGAAGCUGAGAGGAGGUGGGAAGAAGUUCAAAGCUAUAUUAGGAAGAGAACAGCAGAACAUGAGGCAGCACAGAAAGAUUUACAGAGUAAAUUUGUGGCCAAAGAAAAUGAAGUACAGAGUCUGCAUAGUAAGCUUACAGAUACUUUGGUGUCAAAACAACAGUUGGAGCAAAGAUUAAUGCAGUUAAUGGAAUCGGAGCAAAAAAGGGUGAGCAAAGAAGAGUCUCUACAAAUGCAAGUGCAGGAUGUUUUGGAGCAGAAUGAGGCUUUGAAAGCUCAAAUUCAACAGUUUCAUUCCCAGAUAGCAGCCCAGACCUCCGCUUCAGUUCUAGCAGAAGAAUUACAUAAAGUGAUUGCAGAAAAGGAUAAGCAGAUAAAAGAGACUGAAGAUUCUUUAGCAAAUGAACAUGACCACUUAACAAGUAAAGAGGAAGAACUUAAGGAUAUAAAGAAUAUGAAUUUCUUAUUAAAAGCUGAAGUGCAGAAAUUACAGGCUCUGACAAAUGAACAGGCUGUUGCAGCACAUGAAUUGGAGAAGAUGCAAAAAAGUAUUCAUGCCAAGGACGAUAAAAUAAAAUUGCUUGAAGAGCAGCUACAGUGUGAAAUUUCAAACAAAAUGGAAGAAUUUAAGAUUCUAAAUGACCAAAACAAAGCAUUAAAAUUAGAAGUUCAGAAGCUACAGACUCUUAUUUCUGAGCAGCCUAAUAAAGAUGUUGUGGAACAAAUGGAAAAAUGCAUUCAAGAAAAAGAUGAGAAAUUAAAGACUGUAGAAGAAUUACUUGAAACUGGACUUAUUCAGGUGGCUACUAAAGAGGAGGAACUGAAUGCUGUGAGAACAGAAAACUCAACCCUGGUGAAAGAAGUUCAGGCCUUGAAGGCCAAGCAGAAUGAUCAGGUUUCUUUUGCAUCUGUAGUUGAAGAACUUAAAAAAGUGAUCCAUGAGAAAGAUGGAAAGAUCAAGUCUGUGGAAGAGCUUCUAGAAGUUGAACUUCUCAAAGUUGCUAAUAAGGAGAAAACUAUUCAGGAUUUGAAACAGGAAAUAAAGGCUCUAAAAGAAGAAAUAGGAAAUGUCCAGCUUGAAAAGGCUCAACAGUUAUCUAUCACUUCUCAAGUUCACGAGCUUCAGAACUUAUUAAAAGGAAAGGAGGAGCAGAUGAAUACCAUGAAGACUGUUUUAGAAGAGAAGGAGAAAGACCUCGCUAAUACAGGGAAAUGGCUACAGGAUCUUCAAGAAGAAAAUGAAUCUUUAAAGGCACAUGCUCAAGAAGUAGCCCAACAUAACUUGCAAGAGGCAUGUUCUCCAUCACAAUUUGAAGAACUUGAAGUUGUGUUGAAAGAAAAGGAAUAUGAAAUGAAGAGAGUAGAAGCUAUGCUAAAAGAGAGGGAGAGUGAUCUUUCUAGCAAAACAAAGCUGUUGCAGGAGAUAAAAGAUGAAAAUAAAUUGCUUAAAUCUCAAAUUGAACAGCUCAAGCAGCAGAACUACCAACAGGCAUCUUCUUUUCCUCAUGAAGAAUUCAUAAAAAUAAUUUCACAGAAAGAGAAAGAAAUAACUGGUCUCCAGAAUGAGUUAGAUACUUUGAAGGAUGCUGUUGAGCACCAGAGGAAGAAAAACAAUGACCUUCGGGAGAAAAACUGGGAAGCAAUGGAAGCAUUGGCAUCAACUGAAAAAAUGCUGCAGGACAAAGUGACCAAGACUUCCAAGGAAAGACAACAACACGUGGAAGCUGUUGAGUUGGAAGCUAAAGAAGUUCUGAAAUUAUUUCCAAAGGUGUCUGUUCCUCCUAAUUUG